AUGAGAAGGACGUUGAGAGUCCUCUGGCAGUAUGGUGUUCACACUCCCCAUGGGAAUGUUUAUAAUGGGGCCAAAAUGAAAAACUGGCCUGAGCAGAAAAUACCGGAUAACUUUAAAUUUACGGAGGAAAUGCGUUUUAGGGCAAAAUCUUUGCCCCGUGAUGUAGGAAAGAUACCACGUGACUUUGUUCUCAGUGUUCUUUAUCGCCACCAGCCCUGCGAGGUGAGCAGUCUCUGGGAAUACUGCACAAAUGAUCCUUCUAUUGUCCUUGACAGCAAAAAACAUCUUCGAGAUGUCUUAAAACAGGCAAGAGAGGAGGGCUUCAUCACAUUUGAGCGCGACUCUGUUAGCAGUGAGUGGCUCUGCUACAUCACACGAGAGCGCUACGAAGAGGUGCGGCGAAUCGCCGCUGCCAAGACGGAGGCGACGGAUGUCUAUUCGGCUCUCCGCGGCUCUAGUGCCACCGAGACAUCCUCAUACGCUGAGAGAUUCCGAGAGAUGAAUGAUGUUGCAAAGGAAGAACACGUGCGUCGUCUCGAGGAGGAGGUGGCGGCGACGACAAAACAUCUGCGCUCCUUCCAGCGAAAGGAGAUUGAUUACUUGCCGUACACAGACCUUAAUGGAAAGGUGAACUUUAUGUGGUGGUACGAAACACGGGAUGUGCAGCCGAAGGGAGCCGACGUGCUGCCAGGCUCUUCGGAUGAGUUCAUUGGCGGUGCGAAUGAUACCGCGCAACUUGAAAAAUGA
Trypanosoma theileri is the source of this 747-nucleotide messenger RNA. RefSeq lists its product as uncharacterized. The record is from RefSeq and is a predicted model, not a curated record. Bases 1 to 747 code for a protein of 248 amino acids. NCBI's taxonomy places the organism in Eukaryota, Euglenozoa, Kinetoplastea, Trypanosomatida, Trypanosomatidae. The transcript has a single exon.